AUGGCGCGGUUAACACUUAUUGAUAUCAUCGGUGGACGUCCUUCUUUACUUCUACUCUUGACCAUUGUCGCAACUUGCAUCACACCAAACUGCGCCUUCAGUCUGGAAUCACGAGAUUCAGAUACCUGCCCAAGCUCCUACAACAAGUGUGGAAGCUCAAAGUUGCCGGACAACUUCUGUUGCUCUUCCUCGUCGACCUGUGUCAGUUUGGAUGACUCGAGUUCCGCAAUCUGCUGUCCCAGCGGCCAGGACUGUUCCUAUAUCGCGCCAAUUACAUGUGAUGUGCAACUCCAAAAUGCCACUCUCUACCCGAAAAAUGUUGUCAAGACGACAAGGCUGGACGAGGAACUCCCAAAGUGUGGUGACUCAUGCUGUCCUUUUGGGUAUACUUGCCAGGGAGACAACACAUGUGCUCUGGUUAAGGAUAGUUCAGCAACAGCAACCUCUUCCAUCUCAUCUUCGACACCUACAUUUGCUACAUCUACAAAAGCGUCAUCAUCUGAAACAUCUAACACCUCUUCAGCUUCACAAGCAUCUUCAACAGCCGAUGCCUCUUCUACUGGUACUGAUGCCCAACCUCUCAGUACGAUCUCGGUGACAACACCCUCCUCUUCCUCUUCAUCUUCCCCUCACUCAGGAAUCUCAUCGCUAUCGGCAAAUUCCGUUGAGAACUCCGACUCCAACUCCAAUUCAAACAACACUACUGUAACGGGAAAUUGUCCAUCCUUCCCCAGUGCAGCCGUCGCCGCCGGCUUUUUCCCAGGCGCCGUCUUCGGCGCCAUGGCAAUACUACUGUCAAUCUUCUGCCUGCGAAGAAGACAGCAGAAGCGUGACCUCCCACCCUCAGUCAAGGUCUUCAACCACACAAAGCGAUCAUCAAACGGGACAUUAAUCGGUAUCUCGGAACCGAUCCCAUCAGACGAAACAUCUUUCCGCACCGAUUUCCUCCUCCAAAACAACCAAAAGCGCACUUCAGACGGCGCGCGCUCAAUGCUCCAGCGCACCGGAACUCGCGUCAAGAGCCUUUUCGGUGCAACCCCAAAACUCUCUUCGCGUAACUCGGCUAAACCCCCUCCACUACCUAUCACUAUCGCGCCCCGGCAGCCCAGUACCGAGAGUAUCAAGGUGUACACACCACCGGGUGUAUUUGCAACAUCGGGCUUCCUCAAACCGGCCCCCGACCCGGUCGACAGACCCGAUACAACCUUUACCGAAAUGAUGGACAGAGUUGGAUUCAAGAAUAACAAUGGCGACCCUUGUUACCGUGUCACGGAUCAAGACAAUAAAAGUGGUCUUCGUGUACAACAGAAUGCUUGA
Molecule: messenger RNA, 1317 nt
Organism: Aspergillus wentii DTO 134E9
Lineage: Eukaryota; Fungi; Ascomycota; Eurotiomycetes; Eurotiales; Aspergillaceae
Exons: 1
Coding region: 1-1317 (438 amino acids)
Source: RefSeq, a predicted model, not a curated record